Melampsora larici-populina 98AG31 is the source of this 1749-nucleotide messenger RNA. RefSeq lists its product as uncharacterized. The record is from RefSeq and is a predicted model, not a curated record. Lineage: Eukaryota; Fungi; Basidiomycota; Pucciniomycetes; Pucciniales; Melampsoraceae. The coding region runs from base 1 to 1749 and encodes 582 amino acids. The transcript is spliced from 4 exons.
AUGCCGCCUCGUCUGACUCGUCACUCUUCUCGCACAAAUGGCGCUACUGAAACUCAACCUAAUCAACUUGGUCUCAGGGAUCCUUCACCGACUCGUAAUGCCGAGAAUACUCAAGCUGCGCCCCAGAAAAAGAAAAGGAAACAGUCUAAAUGUGUUAAUCAGACUUCUCCUCAAGAAAACGAUAAUGAAAACCUCAACAACAACAAUCUAGACAACACCACUGCUGACGACCAUCCACCUGAUGAAGAUGAAGACAAUGAAGCUGAUCGCCUUACCGUUGAUAACUACAAGGAGCAUAUGGACGCCUGGAGUGUUGGUCGGCUCCGCACAGCCAUCAAGAAAUACAAGUCUUCCGGUGGUACCCGAGCAAGCACUGAGGUUCAAACCAAGGCUCGACUCAUAAAUUCAAAAUACGAGCACGAAUUGUUAAUGCUAGCAUUGGUAGAUAAAGUCCAACUACGAACCAUCAAAAAAGCAAUGUAUUUUUAUUUCUCUUUUGUAUUUUUAUUUCUCUUUGUCUUUUCCUUGUAUUCACACGCUGAAAUCGUGAUGCUACCUUCUUUAUCCAGUGAUGAAGUUGCUCCUAAAAAGAACCCCUCCAACCUUGGAAUGUAUGUAUCCUAUGCGAAAGAAUCUCUUGCAUUAUCUAUGCCCAACAGAGGACAGGAAGAUGGUGGUGAUAUGCUAUCCCAGAGAAAUCAAAUCAACACCGAUCGCUGGAAAGCCCUAUCACUCGAUCAAAAAGCAAUUUUUUCCCCUUCCCUAUUCUACGCGUUAGCUGGAGCACCGAAUCCAUACGCUGCAAGUGAUAAUGAAGAUGCUGAUGAUGAAGAUGAACGAGGAGACAUCAUAGUUUCAGUCCCAAAGGUGCGGCGCUUGACACCAGAAGAAGAAGCACUAUACCGACCCAUCUAUGAAGAGAUGGUGGAUGACGACCGAGUAUCGGCCAACAUCUCAAAGCCCAAGCUGGGCCCUUCCGAUGCGCUUCUCCAGAGGAAGUCACUCACCGCUUUUCAAAAGUUUGCACAUGAGCUUGCAUGUCUAGCAAACCGAUUAGAUUUUGCGUUCUAUCUUGUGGGAUCGAGUACACUCACACCCGAUAAAUCAAAUGCACUUGGAUGGACACGGGAGUUCACUACCCACCGACAAGUAGCACGAUGGGCCAACAAGACCAGCGGUUUGGCUCGGGUAUUUGCAACAUAUGCGCAAGGCGCUGCAAUGGCUGAUGCUAUUGCAUCAGCCACUCAUCCUCCUGAAUUGAAGCCUAAGCGAAAACGUAGCGACAAGCCUCAACGUAGUGACCGGAUCAAGAUUCAACUUGGGAGAAUGCUCGUUCAAUUGACUGUCAAGGCGCUUGGCCGAAAGCCUACCCAAUCUUUCCCCUUGACAGAAGACCCCAAGAGUGCCUUACUCAAACGAAAGGUCCCUUUGGAAAUGGUCCGUUCAGAUGCGUGUACGUUGUCCGAAGAGGCUCUGAAAUUAGGCUUUAAGAAAAUGAGGACCAAGGAUCGAGAAAAGUGGGCAGAUGACAUCAAAGGGGGACAUUUUCGGUUGAGAAAUGUGGGAGGCGUCGAAGCAACUGAAGUUGAGGCAGUUGCCCUUGAUGCAACUGAUUUGGCCGAAAUCGAUAGAUCAAUGGGUGAUGAAUGUGAGAAUCUUAGUAAAGAUAAAGACAAGGCUGGGGGUACUGACCAAGAUGAUGAUGAGGAUGAUGAUGACGAGACACAAGAGGUGGACGACAAUGAAUGA